AUAUUGCCCUCUGUGUGUAGUGCUGACUGUGGUCCUGGAUUCAGAAAAUUCUGGAAAGAAGGAAUGGCCACCUGCUGUUUUGAAUGCAGCCCAUGUCCAGAAAAUGAAAUUUCUAAUGAGACAAAUGUGGAUCAAUGUGUGAUGUGUCCAGAGGAACAGUAUGCCAACCCAGAGCAGAACCACUGUAUAGACAAAGCUGUGGUCUUUCUGAGCUAUGAAGAUCCAUUAGGUAUGGCUCUUGCCUUAGUACCCUUGUGCUUUACUGCAUUCACUGCUGUGGUUCUUGGGGUCUUUGUGAAGCACCAUGACACUGCUAUUGUAAGGGCCAAUAACAAAACCCUCAGCUACCUCUUACUUAUAUCACUCAUGUUCUGUUUCCUCUGCCCCUUGCUCUUCCUUGGGCGUCCAAACACAGCCACCUGCAUCCUGCAGCAGAUCACAUUUGGAAUUGUAUUCACUGUAGCUGUUUCCACAGUUCUGGCCAAAACAAUCACUGUAGUUCUGGCUUUCAAACUCACAGGCCCCAGAAGAAGGAUGAAGUAUAUCCUAAUAUCAGGGGUACCUAACUACAUCAUUCCCAUGUGCUCCCUGUUCCAAGUAAUUCUGUGUGCAAUUUGGCUAGGAUCUUCUCCUCCAUUUGUUGAUAUUGAUGCACACUCUGAGCAUGGCCAUAUCAUCAUUGUGUGCAACAAGGGCUCAGUUACCGCAUUCUACUCUGUUCUGGGAUUCUUGGCCUGCAUGGCCAUGGCAAGCUUCACUGUGGCUUUCCUGGCAAGAAACCUGCCUGACACCUUCAAUGAAGCCAAGUACCUGACAUUCAGCAUGCUGUUGUUCUUCAGUGUCUGGAUCAGCUUCAUCCCUGUAUAUCAUAGCACAAAGGGCAUUGUCAUGGUUGCUGUGGAGAUCUUCUCCAUCUUGGCUUCCAGUGCAGGGAUGCUUGGAUGCAUCUUUGUUCCUAAAUUCUAUAUAAUUUUCUUAAGACCAGAAAGAAUUUCUAUCCAAAAUAUCAGGAAGAAAUCAUAA
Molecule: messenger RNA, 1023 nt
Organism: Acomys russatus (golden spiny mouse)
Lineage: Eukaryota; Metazoa; Chordata; Mammalia; Rodentia; Muridae
Product: vomeronasal type-2 receptor 116-like
Exons: 2
Biological process (GO): G protein-coupled receptor signaling pathway
Cellular component (GO): membrane
Molecular function (GO): G protein-coupled receptor activity
Source: RefSeq, a predicted model, not a curated record